GAGAGUGAAAGAACGCAGCGCGGCUCUCGCGAUUGAAAGAUGGUCCCCGAGAGUAACCAACCCCCGGCCUGAGAGGAGCGGCACGAGUAAGCGGCCCGGGGCCUGCGAUGAGUCGCCAUCACCACAGCCCGCGCGGUGUGGCCGUUCGGUCCCUCCUGGACUUAUGCCUUUAUUGCUUAACAAAGAAUAUUUCCAGAUAUGCUGCAGAUAUUAAGCCUUUGCCUCCCAACAUCAAAGACAAGCUGAUUAAAUCGCUGAGCAUCCAAGGAGGGAUCACUGAUUCAAAUAUUAAUAUGGUUCUGCACCCUGCGGUGGAGACGUUAGAUCUUCGAGACUGUGAUAUUUCAGAUAAUGCUCUACAACAGCUUAGUAACUGUAAGCAGCUUAAAAAAAUAAACUUAAAUGUUUGGAAGGAUAACAGACUAACUGUCACUUCAGAAGGAGUUGCAGCUCUGGCCUCGUCCUGCCCUUAUUUGCGUGAAGCCUCUUUUAAAAGAUGCAGCAACGUUACAGACAAUGGAGUCCUUGCCCUGGCACUCAAUUGCCCACUUUUACAAAUUGUUAACAUAGGUGGAUGUUCCAGUAUCACAGACAUGUCUCUGCGUGCCCUUGGAAAGAACUGCCAGCAUCUGCACAGCGUGGAUUUUUCCUCGACUCACGUUACUGAUGAUGGUGUUCUAGCACUGGUUACUGGAAUGUGUUCAAAGAAUUUAAAGGAAAUCCAUAUGGAGCGUUGUGUGAAUCUGACUGACGUAGCUGUGGAAGCUGUCCUGACUUGUUGCCCUAUGAUAUACAUUCUUCUGUUUCAUGGAUGCCCUCUGAUAACAGAUCGUUCACGAGAAGCCCUGGAACAGCUGGUUGGGCCCAACAAAUUUAAGCAAGUUUCGUGGACUGUUUACUGAUUUUCAUUGUUUGUGUGUAUAAAAUGGCAGACAGGGUCUUUUGUUGGGGGGAAUAAACUUGUCUUUGGAAAGACAUGGGUAAUGCAAAAUACUGAACCAGUUCCUCUCUGGAGUGGUCUGUCAUCACCCAAGUAAUUUCCUAUCCAAGAGUUGUUUUUAUGCUCCAUUGAUAUUCUUAAAAACAAGGGCAUUGUUAUUGUUGUGGUUUUCAGUCCACAUGAUGAAUUGCGAAUGUUUGUAGAAGAUCAGCAUCGGAGAACUCUAAUAAACGUUACAUAAUAGUUGGAUUGAAUCCAAAGGAGCCCUUAUGGUUACGGACAGUUUCCCUGAGCGUACAGUGCUUUGGGAUCCCAUCCUUUGUGUUCUAGUGCUAAAUAAAUAAAUGAAGAUACAUACAUGGAGUGAGCCAGCAAGGCUUGGGAGAUAACAGGGUGCAAACUUUAUCAGGCAUCUCUGUGAAGAGGACCAGGUAUGUUCCAAAAUAAGCAUUGUAACUAAAGACAUGUUUUUUUCAUGAUGUCUCAUUUUCAAAAUAAAAUCUGUGGC
This is a messenger RNA of Eublepharis macularius, 1448 nucleotides long. RefSeq names its product antagonist of mitotic exit network 1 homolog (gene AMN1). Gene Ontology annotation, biological process: SCF-dependent proteasomal ubiquitin-dependent protein catabolic process. Lineage: Eukaryota; Metazoa; Chordata; Lepidosauria; Squamata; Eublepharidae. The transcript has 7 exons. Gene Ontology annotation, cellular component: SCF ubiquitin ligase complex. The coding region runs from base 108 to 902 and encodes 264 amino acids. Gene Ontology annotation, molecular function: protein binding. The record is from RefSeq and is a predicted model, not a curated record.